Messenger RNA from Selaginella moellendorffii, 3222 nucleotides. Its product is annotated as probable LRR receptor-like serine/threonine-protein kinase At1g06840. Gene Ontology annotation, cellular component: plasma membrane. The record is from RefSeq and is a predicted model, not a curated record. Lineage: Eukaryota; Viridiplantae; Streptophyta; Lycopodiopsida; Selaginellales; Selaginellaceae. Bases 114 to 3101 code for a protein of 995 amino acids. Gene Ontology annotation, molecular function: protein binding; ATP binding; protein kinase activity. The transcript has 20 exons. Gene Ontology annotation, biological process: protein phosphorylation; hormone-mediated signaling pathway.
GUUUAUUUAGGGUUCUUGCGCGAUUUGUGUGACGCUUGUCCCACCUGGCGUCCUUCCUCGCGUCGAACGAUAGGCACUUUCCAGAAUGCGGCCAUUUUGACCGAUUCCAGGCGAUGCGUGCUACAGCCGGCGGUGCUGCCGCGCUUUGUUUUCUUCGAUUGGGCUCGGCAGCGGCAGCGCAUGACUCCGCAUCCCGGAAAAUGGAUCGAUCGGCAAGGUUUCGAAUUGGAGCUGUGGCUUUACUUCUUUGGAUGGCGCUGGGAUUUGUCCAGUCCGUGACGGAUUCGUCCGAGGUCGCGGCGUUGAGGGCAUUUCAGGACAGAAUUGUGGACAAUAACGCAAGGCUCGAGAAUUGGUGGGGUAACGAUCCUUGCGGGAAUGGCACAAACUGGGAAGGCGUGUUUUGCGAGCGCGAUUCGAGAAAUAUCUUUCACGUUGUGGAGUUGCGGCUCUUGAAUCAUCAACUGUCUGGCACUUUAGCUCCAGAACUUGGAAAUCUUCGAUGGCUCAGGAUCUUGGAUGUUAUGUGGAACGAUUUCACUGGGAGCAUCCCGCCCACUUUUGGCAUGUUGGAGAACCUUGACCUCCUCUUGCUAAAUGGUAACAAGCUUACUGGCGAGCUGCCAUGGGAGCUUGGAAAUCUUACAAGGAUGAACAGGAUACAAAUCGAUCAAAACAAUAUCACUGGUCCAAUUCCUCCUACAUUUGGAAAUCUGACCAGCGCUAAGCACUUCCACAUGAACAACAACUCCCUAACCGGAAGUAUUCCACCGGAUAUUGGGAGGCUUCCAAAUAUUGUCCACAUUUUGCUUGAUAAUAACAAGCUUGAGGGAAGGCUACCGGUAGAGCUUUCGAACCUUAGAAACACGCUGCUUAUUCUGCAGCUGGACAAUAAUCGCUUCGCUGACGAUGCCGUGAUCCCGGCGGAGUAUGGAACUCUUCAAAAUCUAUUUAAGAUAAGCUUGAGAAACUGUAACAUACAAGGACAGGUUCCAGAUCUUAGCAGGAUUUCACAGCUUGGAUACUUGGACUUGAGCAACAACAACUUGACAGGAGAGAUACCAAACACGGGGAUAUCGUCAAACAUUACGUCGAUAGAUCUGUCCAACAACUCCUUAUCCGGAAACAUUCCGUCCAGCUUUAACAAUCUACCGAACCUUCAAGCACUUAUCCUCCACGACAACCGCCUUAAUGGAUCUGUUGAUGGAGCUUUAAUUGCCGGACUAAGAAACUCGUCACAAAGGCUUCUUUUGGACUUCCAGAGCAACUCGUUUUCCAACGUCGAUCCAAGCUUGGUAGCAAACAUUUCAGCUUCGUCUGGAAUGUAUAGUGCCUGGCUGGGUGGAAAUCCUUUGUGUCAAAAUUCGCCAAGGAGUCUUUCGCCCGUCUGCCAGUCUGGUACUCUUGUUUCACAAACUGCUCAAGACAAUGGAUUCGGAAACAAUCGAAGUGAAAGUUGCACUGGUUUGUGUGAUCCGAAUAGUGAACUGAUCCCAGCGCUUGCCGUUCGUGGCCAGUGCGUUUGUGCUUCACCGGCCGUGGUUGCGUACAGAUUGAAAAGUCCAGGUUUUACAUUUUUCGAUCGCUACAUCAAUCGCUUCGAAGGUUAUAUAUCUAGCGGGCUCAAUCUCACCCGAGACCAGGUAUUUCUCAAAGGAUUUAGGUGGGAAAAGGGACCCAGGCUGGCAAUGAACAUCAGUUUCUACCCGCCGGUACAAAACAGAACAAAUAACGUGUCCGAGUUGAGGAGGCUGUAUCAUGCAUUCGGUGGAUGGUUAAUCCCUGACGACGACGUCUUUGGGCCGUACGAGUUCCUCGGUUUCACUCCUCCAUUUGGAAUUGAUCUAUACGACAUCAUCCCACGGCCAGAGAAGAAAAAGCUCACUGCAGGUGCUAUAGCAGGGAUACUGAUUGCUGUCGUCGCAGUAACUGCAGCAGUCGUAGGAACAGUGGUGUUUUUCCUAGCACGAAGGAGGAGCAAACGCAUGGGAAAGUCAAGCAGAAAACGAAUUAUCACGGACAAGCGCGAGCUUAACGAAAUGCUGAAGGUGGCAGGAGUGAAGUCGUUCUCGUACGGCGAAAUGCUAGCGGCGACAGCAUCAUUCGAUGAUGCAAGGCUGGCUGGCCAAGGUGGUUAUGGAAAGGUUUAUAGAGGCGUUCUAUCCGAUGGUCACGUUGUUGCGGUGAAACGAGCUGAGGAAGGAUCCUUACAAGGGACUCACGAGUUUUACACAGAGAUAGAACUCUUGUCAAGGGUGCAUCACAGGAAUUUGUUGUCCUUAGUUGGCUACUGUGACGACGAAGGCGAGCAGAUGCUUGUUUACGAGUUCAUGGAAGGAGGGACUUUACGAGAGAGGCUAUCACCAACUAUCAAGCUUCCUUUAGACUUCGCAACCCGGUUACGAAUUGCUUUGGGAUCAGCACGGGGAAUUCUGUAUCUCCAUACUGAAGCCAAUCCUCCCAUCUUCCAUCGGGACAUAAAAGCGAGCAACAUUUUGCUGGAUGGCAAGAACAUCCCCAAAGUUGCCGACUUUGGUUUAUCACGGCUUGCUCCUUCGCCUGAUUUGGACGGCGUGACACCUGGUCACGUCUCCACUGUAGUCAAGGGAACUCCGGGGUAUCUGGAUCCAGAGUACUUCUUAACGCGGAAGCUCACAGAUAAAAGCGAUGUGUAUAGCUUUGGUGUGGUGUUGAUGGAACUCGUGACUGGAAUGCAUCCGAUUUCGCAAGGCAAGAAUCUCGUGAGAGAGGUGACUGCCACAUAUCAAGCAGGGAUGGUGCUUUCGAUAGUAGACCAAAGAAUGGGAAGCUACCCGUCCGAGGGGCUGGAGCCAAUGUUAAGACUGGCUCUCAGCUGUGUCAAGGAGAAUCCAAACGACCGGCCAUCCAUGGGAGCAGUUGUGCGAGAUCUAGACGACUUGUGGCGAUCGAUGCCGUGGUCCGACGCCUUCUCCACCUUCGACGAUCACCACCAGAGCAAAUCCAGGAGCGACGAGAGCGCGCGACCCAGGGACCUGUACAAUGAGUUGUACGUGUCCUCCAGCGCGGUGGAGGAGAGUGGCUUGUUUAGUGGAACCAUCCACGCGGUGGCUCCAAGGUAAAAGUGCUCACUCGUGUAGAGUUUGUAAGAUUGUUUGCCAACGGCUAUACACAGUAAAAAAGAAAAGAAAAAAAGCAUAGGACAAAGUUUCAUGAUCUUCAGAAAAAAGAGAAAUUCGUGCG